AUGGUGGCCGUACCCGUUAUUCUUGAGGACACAUUCACGGUUACGGCCCUCAAUCCGGACGGAGUUGUCUACAUUAAGGUGUCGCGAAUUCAGUGCAAAAAUGAGCGCGGGAAUAUCACUAUCACAUCGGAUAUAAACACCGAAGAGUUUCCGGUGAGUCUAGAUGAUCGUCUCACCAUCAUGCUGGCGAACUCCAUUGAAUUAUCCGGACAGUCUGGGGCAAAACAUUAUGACCAGAGCGUUUACCACCGCGAGACACGCUUGCAGGAUUGCGACUACGCCAUGCAUGGUCGUGUGUACGGCCAUGAGGUGGAUGAGAGUAGCUUGGAUGUUAAGGUACACAUCAGCUGUGGUGGACUUUUGACGCAAGUUAUCGGCACACCGCAGAGCUUGCGGGAUAUUCACUAUAAUAGCGAUGUAUACAUCUUGAUAAAACGCGUUGGAAAAUGA
This is a messenger RNA of Trypanosoma cruzi, 450 nucleotides long. RefSeq names its product RNA polymerase B subunit RPB8, putative. Gene Ontology annotation, molecular function: DNA-directed RNA polymerase activity. Bases 1 to 450 code for a protein of 149 amino acids. The transcript has a single exon. Gene Ontology annotation, cellular component: RNA polymerase III complex; RNA polymerase I complex; RNA polymerase II, core complex. The record is from RefSeq and is a predicted model, not a curated record. Gene Ontology annotation, biological process: DNA-templated transcription. NCBI's taxonomy places the organism in Eukaryota, Euglenozoa, Kinetoplastea, Trypanosomatida, Trypanosomatidae.